Ustilago hordei is the source of this 4206-nucleotide messenger RNA. RefSeq lists its product as uncharacterized. The coding region runs from base 1 to 4206 and encodes 1401 amino acids. The record is from RefSeq and is a predicted model, not a curated record. Gene Ontology annotation, molecular function: guanyl-nucleotide exchange factor activity. The transcript has a single exon. NCBI's taxonomy places the organism in Eukaryota, Fungi, Basidiomycota, Ustilaginomycetes, Ustilaginales, Ustilaginaceae.
AUGGCGCCACCCCGCAACUUGCCGAGAUCGCCGUUCGCUGGCAUAGGCGCAGGACACAGCAUCUUAGCGAAUCUCGCCCGUGAACCCUCCUCUCCGGUUCGCCCUUUACAUCAGUCCAACACUUGCUCGACCAGCACUCCAAGACGCCUCGAUGGUCUUCCGCUGACCGAUGCAGCAUACAAUGCAUCGCUUGCCUUUUCCGAGCAUGACUUCAUCAGCUCGAUAGUCAGCGACAGCCUUUCCCGCGCUUUCUACUUUGACGUAGUCUCGGAUCAAGCAACCCCCUUCUCCUCUUCCUCAAACGCUCUUCCCACGUCUGUCAUCGCUUCUGCCUUCACAGCGUGGCUUGGUGAUCCAGUACAAGACUAUGACUCAGACACGUUCGGUGAUGUCCGCUCUUCCGAUGACGCUCAGGCUGUGCCCAGUUCUUCAAGUGGCUCCAGCAUCACAGCCGUCUCCUCUUCCUUGGCUGCCUCCUCGUCACCUUCCACAGCACACAAGCUACCCACAGCCAGUAAAGCGUCCGAGAUUGACCCGGCCCGCCUUUUCGGUCGUGUUCAGGAGCUCAUCGACACAGAGCGUAGCUAUGUGAGACGCAUCGAUGUCCUUCAUCAAAAGUACGCAAUCCCCCUCCGUACACUCGCAAAGGAUCGCGACACCGCCAUCAUCCCACUCUACGAGGCUCAGCGACUUUUUGGCAACAUCGGAGAAAUUGCCGGUGCGAACCGUGCCUUCCUCAAUGACCUGGAACGCCUCGCUUCGCAAGGUCAAGACGUCCUUCGUGCCGGUCUUGGUGACGUGCUCUACAACCACAUGUCCUGCUUCUCAUGCUACACCGAGUACUUUGCCAACUUUGAAAAGGCUAAGCAUAUCGAACAGACGCUUGCAAAGCAUCGUGCUUUCUGCGAAUUUGCUGAUCGCGCAAAGUAUUCGGUCACUGGCAUCGGCAACACGGGUCUUCGCGACCUUCUCAUGGAGCCCAUACAACGUAUUCCGCGCUACAAGCUCCUCAUCGAUGCUAUCCUGGCACAUGUAGAGUCUCGCGACCCGCUUCGUACCCGUCUUGAGCAAGUCAUCACCCUCAUCAGUCGCAUCGCGAGCUGCGAAGCAGAUGAAAAGACCAGGAGAGCCGCCGUACUCUGGAGCUUCAGUCGCAACGUCGACUCCUUUCCAGCCGAACUCAUCAGUGCCCAUCGCAGAUUCAUCGACUGUAUCGACGUCGAUGACUUUCCUCUUGAUGCAUCCACAGCUUCCUCUGGCAUCGCCGCUUCGUUCUCGGGUCUCAGACCUAUUCACUGUACUCUCUUCCUCUUCGAUGAUCGCAUUGCCAUCGUCAAACGCGCCAACGCUUCUACCAGCGCUCGUAAAACGGUCGGUCUCGACGACAUUAGUCGUCUGACUUCUCAGAUGAAGACGUUUACCGAAAAGAGCUCGCACGGCGCCUUGCUUCCAUCUAGCAAACGCUCAGAACUUUCCUUCCGCGGCUCUAUUAGUAUCAUGGACGUUGACGCUCAGGAUCUCGGAGGGACCGAUCUGCAACUCACCCUUCUUCGCCAACCUAACCAUGUUUCUGGUGACAGAUGGACAGGCCGACCCUUGCGCCAAUAUGUGGCCGUAGACGCAUCCUCGUCCACGACCUCCACGCAUGCUUCUCGCGUUCAGAUGGGCUCUGGUGCUCUCGAUGCCGACCUCUCAGCCAAGCUCGAAAAGAUGCGCUUCCUCGAGAGUGUGUGGAGGGCAAAGGCGCUCUUCAUGUCCAAAAGGAGCCGGUGCGAAGUAAGGUACAAGAUCUUGCCCGCCUCUCGCCGCAGAAUCAACUCUGAAGAUGCUUUGCUCGGCAUGUCUCAGACAAACUCGAGCCUACAGGAUGCUCGCAAGAUCAUUUACUUCCAUCUGCACACACGACAGAGCUAUGCUGGCGAGACUCACAAAACACCAGUAGCAGUGUCACUUAACCAGAAUGGCGUUACGGAUGUACCACCUCUUGGCCAUAACGAUUUGGCUCAUCCUCAUGCCAUUCUUGACAUCAUUGCAGUAGACGAGAUGGAGGAGGAAUUCGCUGCUCAGGUGCGUACAAAGGAUGUACAUGGCGGAGAGUUGCUCGGCCAAGAGCACCAACUGUCAUCUGCCGAUCUCGGUGAGCAUAUUGUUCAGCUCUCGGAUGAAGUCGAUAAGCGUUUUGGCAGCUCGCUUCGCAACUACGCUCUCAGUCAACCCGGAACGCCUUCUGGGUCAGGUUUUCGACAGCGAGCCAAAGCGGCCGCAGGCUUCGAAAACUUUGGACGUUCGCUCCUCUUCGGAGCCAGUGGUGCCGCUUCCAGCAUCUCGAGUGCCGGCAUCUCCAAUCUCGAUGUCUUUGGCUCUCCUGCUCGUCGCAGCAACAGCAAUGCCUCCAAAAGCACCUUCAGCAGCAACGCGGCAUCCAUCAGCAGUCGUGGCAUGACCAUGUCCACCGCAGGGACCAGCAUCAGCAGUCGCAGCGGAGCGUUCGAGGCCAUGUCUCGAGCCGCCGACUCGCCUAAGUCGUUCAGGCGCUUUAGCAGGCAUAGAUCUUCUUCUGUUGGGCCGCCCUCCAGUGCUGCAAGCCGCUGUGAUGCUGACAGCGCCGAUGAGAAUGAGGACGGCGUCCUUCGCCGAGCUCGAGCUCUUACGCCCGAUCCGGUCUCACUCCUCUCAACAUCGGCUGGCGCAUCCACUUCAACAACUCCACGCAAAGUUGGGACAAGCACGCUGGUUGGAGGCCGCGCCGCCGGAGGUCAUGUCAGGGCAAGAACCGAGAGUGCAGCACCCACAACCCCGAGCUGGUCACCAUCGAAAGCACAGCUGCCAUAUCAGCAACGCCAGAGGGCUGAAUCUGUUGAUCUUUGCAGGACGCCGAGCUCCGCUGGUCGGAGGCCCACGGGUCCCAGAGAACAAGCAAGUCCAAGCCCUGCGCCCAUUUCGAAUGCACGUAUCGAAGCGCCAUCACCUUCCUGGCUUGCCAACGGACCUACCACUCCACUCAACAUUCGGCGGAAGCCUGUGCCGAGCUCUGGCCGAGACAGCGACAAUGAGCAGAAUGAUGCCGUGGCCACGCCCGUUAGGCCCAGACCCGCCUCCAGCAUCGGUGUCUAUGGCACUGCGGGCUCAGCACCUACGCAGCGGCGUGUGUCGGGCACAAAACGACCGCUCUCGACAAGCGAUGCCGAAGUGCCAAACACAGAUGCGCUUCGCGAAGGGCCACUGAGUAAGCGGCCGUCCUUGGGUCGAGAUGAUGUCACCUUUGUCAGUCGUCCGACAGGAGCGCUACCUCGGCUUAUACCUAUGGCUCGCCUUUCAGCCGACGAGGCCAAAGAAAGACCUUCUAUUUCAGAGAGCGAGACGUCAACGGAACGAGGUCACGGCGAUGGUACCGCUAAUGGCGUUGAGCUGGUCGAGGGAAUAGCGUCGACGAAAGCGCCUGCGCCUGUAACGCAAGCCCGCACAUCAUCCACAACGUCCAAGUCGCAGGAGGCACGACGCAGGAAUGAGGCCAUGGAGCAAGGACUUCGUCUUGUUAAAGAAGAGAUGAACCUCCUUCGAUGCGAUGUCGAGAUCUUGCAGAGCAGCAUGACCGCUAUCGAAAAUGAAGCCCAGACGCCACGGAAGCGACGUGGUGACGACUCCGUGCUGAAAGAGAUGGACUUCAACAGGACUGCCUCCAUCAGCGCUGAAGUAGACAACAUACAUUCAAGGCUCAAGAAGCUCGAGUUCCUCUUCACAGAUGUGGAUGCAAAGUGGAUCUCGACGAUUCGCAUGCACAAUCGAAUCAUGCAUGAUCUGACCAACGUCUCCUCCGCCCUAGCGGCGGCUCAGACAUCCAAAUCUUCGUCCGAUCCUUCGCAAGCUGAAGUACAUGCGUCCUUGUUGAAGGAGAAGGAAAAGCUGGAGAUUCAAGUCUCAGCUCUAAAGCGCAAGUGCGAGCUUCUGACAACGCUCGAAGCGGAUGGUCGGCUAGAGAACACCGAGAUCCACAAAGCAUUCAACGAAGAGCUUGAUAUGCUUUACGACCAUACACAGACGCCAGAGAGCGAGGAACUGGUCAUCCUCAGGAGGGAGCUCAAACGGACAAAGGCAGAUCAGCAUCAGCUGAUGGUCGAGAACAAGCGACUCAAACGCGAUCUAUCAAUCGAGCAAGCUGAAACGGAGACGUACAGAGCUGCCUUGACCAAGCACGGCCUUCUGUGA